Mycena citricolor is the source of this 1536-nucleotide messenger RNA. Lineage: Eukaryota; Fungi; Basidiomycota; Agaricomycetes; Agaricales; Mycenaceae. The record is from the annotation of a GenBank genome assembly.
CAUCGGUGUCCAUGGGUACACCAUGGGUCCAUGUGCUUCCGUGGGACUUUUUCCCACCGCCACCAUGACAUACGCCCUUCGAAGCACUGCCAGUAGCUCCUGCUGGAACACCCUGUUCCGCUCUUGUGCUCGCCGCUCCCUUUUUUCCACCAGUAUACAUCUCAAGGAUGCCCCCACGCCUGUCCCCCCUCACAUGGUUGUCAGCCUGUCAACGCUCGCAGAUCUGGAUGGAAUCCCUCGCAGAAAGCUUCACAUUGGCAACCUUCCACACGGGUUCGAACAGGGGCGUCUCGAGGAGCUCUUGAAGCGCAAGAUCGGUCGCACGGACCACUUUCUUCGUCUCGAGAGCGAACCUCGAGGAACAACUGAAGCAGCGAUCGUCCGCAUGACCGAUAUCGUGCACGCGCGUAAAGCCGUGGAAAAGAACUUGAAACUGCACUUCGAGGACCGACCGCUCAGCAUCUCGUUUUCCAAGCUCCCGUCCAACGACACGCCGCUCGCAUCACGGGUGCUCCUCUCGCCUCUCCCGGGGACCACCACCGAUCACGACUUGUGGGCGUUCUGUGCAACUCAGACUGCUCUCCGGGGGAUCAACCUGCGCGACAUACGCAUCAGGCAGAGUGUGCGCGACACGUCCCGGUACAUCGGCGUGCUGUUCUUCGCUUCUAUCGAGGAUGCUGUGAGGGCGUAUGUGCGCAUGAUGGACGAGCCGCUGCAGCUGGGCGGCCAGGAGCUGCGGGCCCAUUUUCACUAUACGCACGGUGCGGACGAACGGCCAGUACGGGAGAUGUUGGACCCCACGCGCUCGUUGUACUUCUAUCACUAUCACGGUACUCGGAAGGCCCUCGAGCACAAAUUGAAGAAGUGGGCCAAUGGGCGGGUCCAUUACAAUCUCACGUUUAUGAAAGCACCCGAAACAGGGACUGACAACGGAUCUGGCUUCAUCCAAUUCUUCACCGUCAAUCAAGCUACAAAGGCCUUGCAGCAGCUCCGAGGCACGAUUGUUGAUGGACAAGUACUCAAAGUGCAUUACGCCAAUAAUGCAAACAGAACUCGCCCAUAGUCCGGAUGGUGGAUCGCUGACGGUCCUGAUAGAGGCCAACACUACUACCAAUACUAUGUACUACUACUACUACUACUACUACUACUACUACUACUACUAAUGCAAUGUACAGUAUAUGUAUAUACCACACCGCGUAUGACUAUCGAACACCUGAUUUCCGUGGUUUCCUGAACCGAAAUGCAAAAACGGUGGGAGGCGGGACGACCCGAUCGGUCGCUGCCAACUGCUUGAGCUGCAGGAACUUGGGCUGGGGAGGAGACGUCACGCGCCCAAGCCUCGAUUUGAGUGCAGUGACUUGUCGCUCGAGCGCUUCGAUCCUCGCACGCAGGAUCUCGUUCUCUCCUUCUAAAACAGCCGAACCCACCCCCGCUUGCACUCCCAUCUCUUUGUAAACUGGCCUCGGUGUUUCCUUGACGCGACGCUUCAGCACUACUGGUGCUUUUACUUGGGUCCGGAAUGACGACUCGGAAAAC